Pteronotus mesoamericanus is the source of this 2367-nucleotide messenger RNA. It is a transcript of the gene VWA2, whose product is annotated as von Willebrand factor A domain containing 2. The record is from RefSeq and is a predicted model, not a curated record. Lineage: Eukaryota; Metazoa; Chordata; Mammalia; Chiroptera; Mormoopidae. The transcript is spliced from 13 exons. Bases 4 to 2367 code for a protein of 787 amino acids. Gene Ontology annotation, molecular function: calcium ion binding.
AACAUGCCCUCUGUCCUGUUGCUGGAAGCCAUCUGUGUUGUCCUGUUUGCUGGAGUGCCCCCAUCCCUCCCCCUUCAGGAAGUCCAAGUCAGCAGGGAGACCAUCGGGAAGAUUUCAGCCGCCAGCAAACUUACAUGGUGCUCGGCUGCGGUGGACAUCCUGUUUCUGAUAGAUGGCUCUCACAGCAUCGGGAAAGGGAGCUUUGAAAGGGCCAAGCACUUUGCCAUCACGGUCUGUGACGCUCUGGACAUCAGCCUGGACAGGGUCAGGGUGGGAGCAGUCCAGUUCAGUUCCACUCCUUGGCUGGAAUUCCCCUUGGACUCCUUGUCAACCCAACAGGAAGUAAAGACAAAACUCAAGAGGAUGGUUUUCAAAGGAGGGCGCACAGAGACAGGCCUCGCUCUGAAAUAUUUUCUACACAAAGGCUUCCCUGGGGGCAGAAAUGCCUCUGUGCCCCAGGUCCUCAUCAUCAUCACUGACGGGAGGUCCCAAGGGCCCGUGGCGCUGCCGGCCAAGCAGCUGCAGGAAAGAGGCGUCACUGUGUUUGCCGUGGGGGUCCGCUUUCCCAGGUGGGAGGAGCUACACGUGCUGGCCAGUGAGCCCAGGGAGCAACACGUGCUGAUGGCUGAGCAGGUGGAGGACGCCGCCAACGGCCUCUUCAGCACCCUCAGCAGCUCCGGCAUCUGCACCUUCGCCUCUGCAGACUGCAAGGUCCAGCCUCACCCCUGUGAGCGCAAGACGCUGGAGACAGUCAGGGAGCUUGUCGGCAAUGCCCUGUGCUGGAGAGGAUCGCGGGGGACCGAUGGUGUGCUGGCCUCACUCUGUCCCUUCUCCAGCUGGAAGAAAGUGUUCUUAAGCCACCCCGCCACCUGCUACAGGACCACCUGCCCAGGCCCUUGUGACUCACAGCCUUGCCAGAAUGGAGGCACGUGUGUUCCAGAAGGACUGGACAGGUACCACUGCCUCUGCCCGCCGGCCUUCAGAGAGGAGGCGAACUGUGCCCCGACGCUGAGCCUGGAAUGCAGAAUCGAUGUCCUCUUCCUGCUGGACAGCUCGGCGGGCACCACGCUGGAGGGCUUCCUGAGGGCCAGGGCCUUUGUGAAGCGGUUUGUGCAGGCGUCACUCAAUGAGGACUCGCGGGCCCGCGUGGGUGUGGCCCACUACAGCCAGGAGCUGGUGGUGGCAGUGCCCGUGGGUGAGUACCAGGACGUGCCUGACCUGGUCCGGAGCCUCGAUGCCAUCCCCUUCAGUGGAGGCGCCACCCUGACGGGCAGGGCCCUGCGGCAGGUGGCGGAGCGCGGCUUUGGGAGCGUCCGCAGGACAGGCCAGGACCGUCCUCGCCGAGUGGUGGUCCUGCUCACGGAGUCACGCUCCAAGGACGAGGUGGCCGGCCCGGCGCAUUACGCGAGGGCCGGAGAGCUGCUUCUGCUGGGCGUGGGCAGCGAGGCUGUGCGGGCAGAGCUGGAAGAGAUCACAGGCAGCCCAGAGCACAUCCUGGUCUAUGACGACCCACAGGACCUGUUCGACCAAAUCCCAGAGCUGCAGGGGAAGCUGUGCAGCCAGCUGCGGCCAGGCUGCCAGGCGCAGUCGCUGGACCUGGUCUUUGUGUUGGACGCCUCAGCCUCCGUGGGGCCUGAGCAUUUCGCCCAGAUGCAGGGCUUCGUGAGAAGCUGCACCCUCCAAUUUGACGUGAACCCCGACGUGACCCAGGUCGGCCUGGUGGUGUACGGCAGCCGGGUCCAGACAGUUUUCAGGCUGGACACCCACAUCACCCGUCCUGCGGUGCUACGGGCCAUGAGCCAGGCCCCCUACCUGGGUGGUGCGGGCUCAGCAGGUACAGCCUUACUGCACAUCUACGACAAGGUGAUGACUGUCCAGAAGGGUGCUCGGCCUGGAGUCCCCAAGGCUGUGGUGGUGCUCACGGGCGGGCAGGGGGCGGAAGAUGCAGCCGUCCCUGCCCAGAAGCUGAGGAACAACGGCGUGUCUGUCCUGGUGGUGGGCGUGGGGCCUGUGCUGAGGGACACGCUGCGGAGGCUCGCAGGUCCCCGGGACUCCCUGAUCCACGUGGCAGCCUACACAGACCUGAGGUUUCACCAGGACACACUCAUCGAGUGGCUCUGUAGAGAAGCCAAGCAGCCCGUCAACCUCUGCAAACCCAGCCCUUGCAUGAAUGAGGGCACCUGCGUCCUGCGGAAUGGGAGUUACCUCUGCACGUGCCGAGAUGGUUGGGAGGGCCCCCACUGUGAGAACCGAGCCUUGAGAGGAGACGCCCUUAAGGCCCGAGGCUCCCGCCCACGGCCUGAAGGCAGGCAGCCGCUGGCCCCCUCCCAGCACCUCCGGAGAAGGCCUGGCCCCGCUGGACUCUGA